Messenger RNA from Fusarium keratoplasticum, 1047 nucleotides. RefSeq lists its product as uncharacterized. Bases 1 to 1047 code for a protein of 348 amino acids. NCBI's taxonomy places the organism in Eukaryota, Fungi, Ascomycota, Sordariomycetes, Hypocreales, Nectriaceae. The record is from RefSeq and is a predicted model, not a curated record. The transcript has 4 exons.
AUGAGCCUCAGCGAUGAAGUCGACCAGAUCCAGAGGGAUCUCUCCGAUCUUAAAACCCGCCUUGACCUGUUCGAGAGCAAAUCCAAGACCGUCAUCAAGGCGGACCAUGACAAAAUGCUUGCCGAGCUGCGGAAGAGCGUGGCCUCAGUCGAGGGCAGCAUCUCAUAUCUCGAAACCGGCCAAAGCCCCCUCGCAGGCUACCUUGAAUACCUAGCCUCUUCCAGCAGCACCGCUACGUCUAGAGCCCUCGUCAAGAGGCACGUUGCAGACAUGAACUCGAACUUUUCCAAUCUUCGAGAGGCUGCCGGCUCGGCUUUGACACGCGUGGAACAGACCAAGAAGACGUGCGACGACAUGUACAACGAGCUCGGGGCCAUCCGCCUGAAACUCGAAUCCGUCACCACGAGAACCAAGUCGGCACUUUCAUUCGCGAAGGAAACACUAACCGAGAAGAAGAAGAAGGUAGCAGAAGCCAACGCCUCGCUUCAGUCGACGCAACAGCAGCUGCGGGAGCUGGAGGCUAAAAUGAAGGAUGAGAAGGACGCCCGAGACGUGAUGAGAGUCGUUAGAGUCAUCAGUUGGAGCGCCACCGUGUUCUUCCCACCGGCAGCCCUCCUAGCAGGCACUGCAGAAGCUAUCGCCGCCUCCUGGCGUGAAGAUCGUGAAAAGUUACGCGGGGAGAUCACCUCGGCAAACACCCAGAUCGAGUCCCUCACAUCCGAGGUGUCCAAGGCACAAGCUCAGGCCGCAGCCUUGGAGAAGACGGUGAGGGAAGCUCGCAGUCUCAAGGACCGUGUAGAAAAUAUGUCUAUUAGGUCACAGCAGACGAGGACACUGGUGUGCGAGCGGUUGGAGGAGUACCAGGCUCUCAAGAGUAGCACAGACGAGUUUGGAGCCUGGACGAGCGAGCUGCAGGGCCAGACGGCAACGGCGCAAGUCAUGAGCGCAUCAUCCCAGGUGCGUUUGCGGCGGGUGACGAAGAAGAUUGUUGAUACGCUGCUGGAUAAGGAGCAGGGGGACGUGAAGGCUAUUUGUGCCUUGACCUAA